GAGAUUUAUAAUUAUAAAACUUGGCAACACUAGCUGUCAAAACAUAUUUUUUGUAAUGCCUGAAACUUGAAGCUCGAACAACAUUUGAUUUCAUUUCUUCAUGCCCUUGCAAGUUCAUAUUACAAUGGCUCAGAACGCUGUGGAACCAAUGCAAGUGGAUGCGCCGCCUGAAGACAACGACAACAACGAACAGGAAAGUUAUAUCGUCGAAAAUCCUUCCCUGGAUUUGGAAGUGUACGCCAACAGUUAUGUAGGAUUGGCAAAAUUAUAUAGAUUGAUCUACAUAAUUGACCAUUGUCCAUCUCUUAGGCUAGAAGCUUUAAAAAUGGCAAUCUCCUAUGUAAUGACAACAUAUAACGUAAACUUGUAUCAAGUUCUUCAUCAAAAAUUAGCUGAAGUGACCACUUCUAUUAGUGUUCCUGAUGUCGCUGCACCAUCCACCUCACAGGACAUUCCUGUAAUUGAUAACAUGUGGAUGGAAACUAGGUCUAAGAAAGCGGCCCUCAAGUUAGAGAAAUUAGACAAUGAUUUGAAGAACUACAAAUCAAAUUCUAUAAAAGAAAGUAUAAGGAGAGGUCAUGAUGAUCUUGGUGACCAUUAUUUAGACUGUGGAGACCUAUCAAACGCGCUUAAAUGUUACUCGCGAGCAAGAGAUUACUGCACUAGCGGCAAACAUGUUGUGAACAUGUGCUUGAAUGUUAUAAAGGUCUCAGUCCACCUACAGAACUGGUCACAUGUCUUGAGCUAUGUAUCUAAGGCUGAAGGAACACCAGAUAUGUCAGAGACCCAAAACAAGGACACUAAUCAGGUAAUACUCACAAAGCUCAAAUGUGCCGCUGGUUUAGCAGAACUGGCCACGAAAAAGUACAAGUCGGCGGCCAAACAUUUUCUUCAAGCAAAUUUAGACCAUUGUGAUUUUCCAGAAUUGCUGUCGCCCAAUAACGUUGCGAUUUACGGCGGAUUUUGUGCUUUGGCCACUUUUGAUAGGCAUGAAUUGCAGAGGAACGUUAUUUUUAGCAGUUCCUUUAAAUUGUUCUUGGAAUUGGAGCCGCAACUCAGAGAUAUAAUUUUUAAAUUUUACGAGUCCAAGUAUGCAUCUUGCUUAAAGCUCUUAGAUGAAAUAAAAGACAAUUUGUUGCUAGAUAUGUAUAUUGCCCCACAUGUUAACACUCUAUAUACCCAAAUCAGAAACAGGGCCUUGAUACAAUAUUUCAGUCCAUAUUUGUCGGCCGACAUGCACAAAAUGGCUGUGGCGUUCAAUAGAACUGUACCUGCAUUAGAAGAUGAGCUCAUGCAGCUUAUAUUGGAUGGACAGAUCCAGGCUAGGAUUGACUCACACAACAAAAUUUUGUUUGCUAAAGAUGUGGAUCAAAGAAGUACUACAUUUGAAAAAAGUCUGCUCAUGGGUAAAGAGUAUCAAAGGAGGACAAGGAUGCUGAUUCUUAGGGCAGCUGUUUUAAAGAACAAAAUACAUGUCAAAAGUCCUCAGAGGGAAACGACAGGGCAGUCAGGAGAAAUUACAGUUGUGGCCCCUGGAACCAGUUCAGCAUUGUCUGCAAGAUCCUAAGCUUUAGAUUAACAUUAAUUUUUGUUUAGAAUUUACACAACUGUUAUUGGAAGGUUGGCGCGUUUAUUUUUCUUUAGCGAUGAAUAUUCUUAUAAAAAAUCUGUGUUGUUUCAAAUUUUUUACAGAUAUUAUUCAUCACUUUGUAGAAAAUUUGUUACACAUAAACAUUAAAAUAAAACAUUAAUAAAUAA
Aethina tumida (small hive beetle) is the source of this 1758-nucleotide messenger RNA. It is a transcript of the gene CSN1b, whose product is annotated as COP9 signalosome complex subunit 1. Gene Ontology annotation, cellular component: COP9 signalosome. The record is from RefSeq and is a predicted model, not a curated record. Lineage: Eukaryota; Metazoa; Arthropoda; Insecta; Coleoptera; Nitidulidae. The transcript is spliced from 3 exons. Bases 101 to 1567 code for a protein of 488 amino acids.